AUGUAUCUUCCGUGUACUUACAGGUAUGAAAGACAGGCUCUCGAGGAGGAGAUAGUCUCAAAGAACCCCGUCGACAUACUCCAGUUCUGCGCAAACUACUUUUUACGGCGGCUCGAAAACGAACGAACACACAACAGUUUUAGUGCUUCUCAGACGUCCUUCCCGGGCAUCAUGUCGUCAACAUUCAGCAGUCCGUUUGCGGCGAACUCGAAUCCCUUCGGGGCCGAUGGAAAGAAGAACGAGGCACCGCCCGCCGGUCCUCUCUUGAACGUCGUCGAGGAGGACGAGACCGAUACAAUCACUUCUCCUACUUCUCCGUCCUUCACAAGUGGCUUCUCCAACCGCGCAGCAAGUCCCUUCCGGGGCGUUUUUGGAGGUGAUGGCCCUACCGACGGACCCCCAUCGUCCCUACGUGGUCCUCCCAACCCGGACUCAUACCCGCCGCUGUACAACUUUGGCCGCCGUACGUCAGUGUCUGCCGAGUCGCUCAAGCCUGCGGGUGAUGGUAAUGACAACUGGUCGCCUCCGCAAAUACCCAAGACUCAGGACCAGCUCGCUCGACUGAAGAAGGCAAUCGGAGGAAACUUCUUGUUCAGUCACUUGGAUGAUGAGCAGAGUGCCCUUAUUCUGGGAGCCUUGGCUGAAAAGUCAAUUCCCGCUAAGGAUAUCAAGAUCAUCACUCAAGGCGAUUCGGGAGACUACUUUUACGUGGUCGAGAAGGGAACGUUUGAUGUUUACAUCAACCGCAACGGUGCCCCCGGACCUGACGGUCUCGGUGAGUUGGUCUCGACCAUCAAGGCUGGCGGCUCCUUCGGCGAGUUGGCUCUGAUGUACAACGCCCCCCGAGCUGCCACCGUUAUUUCCGCAGAACCCGGAUGUACACUCUGGGCUCUAGACCGUGUAACGUUUCGCCGUAUCCUCAUGGAGUCAACCUUUGCACGCAGACGAAUGUACGAGAACUUCCUCGAGGAGGUGCCUUUGCUCUCCAGUCUCACGCCCUACGAACGCUCCAAGAUUGCCGAUGCUCUUGAGACACAAAAGUUCCCACCUGGAACCACCAUCAUCCGACAAGGUGAUGUUGGCACAUCUUUUUUCCUUCUUGAGGCCGGUCAGUGUGACGCAUUUCUGGAGGAGGAUGAGGGACGACAGCUGGUGAAACACUACAACAAGGGCGAUUUCUUUGGCGAACUGGCGUUGCUUAACGACGCGCCACGAGCUGCAAGUGUCGUGAGUGCUACCGAAGUGAAGGUAUCAACCCUUGGAAAGAGUGCUUUUGCCAGACUGCUCGGUCCCGUGGAAGGUAUAAUGAGGAGGACUGAGUAUGUGAAAUCAGGUGUCGAGGAUGUAGAUCCUCUUCACUCUUAA
This is a messenger RNA of Pestalotiopsis fici W106-1, 1365 nucleotides long. Its product is annotated as cAMP-dependent protein kinase regulatory subunit. Gene Ontology annotation, cellular component: cAMP-dependent protein kinase complex; nucleus. Gene Ontology annotation, molecular function: cAMP-dependent protein kinase regulator activity. Bases 1 to 1365 code for a protein of 454 amino acids. NCBI's taxonomy places the organism in Eukaryota, Fungi, Ascomycota, Sordariomycetes, Amphisphaeriales, Sporocadaceae. The transcript has 2 exons. Gene Ontology annotation, biological process: regulation of protein phosphorylation. The record is from RefSeq and is a predicted model, not a curated record.